Molecule: messenger RNA, 1455 nt
Organism: Hordeum vulgare subsp. vulgare (domesticated barley)
Lineage: Eukaryota; Viridiplantae; Streptophyta; Magnoliopsida; Poales; Poaceae
Exons: 2
Coding region: 94-1284 (396 amino acids)
Source: RefSeq, a predicted model, not a curated record
GCUCCCUCUCCCGCAAAUCUCAAACCCUACCUUGCUCGCUAUCCCUCCCCCAGAUCCCGAGCUCCCCUCGCUCCCCGCCCCUCCCCGGCCGUCAUGCGGAUCCGCAGAUCCGCCUCCCGCCUGCUUGGCUCCGCCGCGUCCGGUUCCUGCACGGAGCCGCCCCGAUUCGAGCCGCCCCAGCGGCCAGCCCCAGCCCCAGCCCCAGCCCCAGCCCACGAAUCCCGCGCCGGGUCCGUGGGGCCGGCGACCUCCUCCGGCGGGGAGCCCUGCUGCGAGCUCAGCCGGUCUCCAUGGGACCUCAUGGCCCAGCUCGACCUCUCGGACCCCCAGGUGGAGAAGCUCUUCGUGGAGACUUGCUUCAUGAGUGUUUCCUGGCGAGGUAGCUGGCUCUUCCCAGCAGGCAUCACCAUGCCUGCUGACUCCGUCAAGGAGGAGAGGGAAGAAUUGGCCGUAGAUAUGGUUGACAGCAUCAUCUUAAAACUGCACAAAGCUGUGGAAAAGAUGGAGAACAGGCCGAAGCCAAAUAAGGGGGUCAAAGUGAAGAAAGGAGUGUGGAGGUGCAGGAAGAAUGACGGCAAGAGGUGGUGCUGCCGUCGGCCCACGAGUGAGCCCAACUCCUACUGCUCGUACCACUCGGAUAAGAAGCUCCCCAUCAGCGACAAGCCACGUAGGAAGAGGCCUGACAUCGACUUGGGUGAGGGGUUCUACUACUAUGCGGGGUUUGGCCCCGGCACCAAGAGGCGCUGCACGUCAAGCGGCGACAGCAUGCUGGAACCUCCACUGCCUGCUGAACCACUGAAAGAAGAGGCACCAGACGUAAUGCUACAUGAUUUUAGUGCAGCUCAGGUACAGGCAGCGAAUGAAUCAGACCAUCAAGUGGUGCUCCCACCAUCAGCACAUAUCGUCGACGAGCCUGGGACCGCUGGUAUUGCGGGCUAUGACAAGGAGAGCAGGGAUGUUGACAUGCCGGAACAUCCAGUGCCUACUAAACUGCCGAAAGAUGCGGCACUGUCCGAAAUGCAACUUAAUUUUAGCGCAGGUCAGGCACAAGCUGAUGACUCAGACCAUGAAGAAACACCUGAAUCAGUGCGUGUGGUUGACAAGCCUGCACGCAAUGACGGCACCGCUGGGAUCGCUGGCUGGGAUGAGGAGAGCAGUGAUGACGAAACGUUUGGCUGCAAUGGCGAUCAACCCCGAGAAAUCACCAAGAGGAAGAGCGCUUUCAAUAAGAGGUGGAGGAAGCCUGUGAAAGCCCGGUCGCUCAAAUCACUGAUGUCGUUGUAGUCCCCGAGUCUCGAUCGGGGGUUUAGUUUAGUUAGCUCAGCUCAGUCUUUUCCAGUUUUGGUGCUGAGUUGCAAUGUACAAACUGUUUGUAGCAUCUUUUUUGUGUGUACUGUACUGUAAAACUGUGUGCCCGUGCCGUUCUUUAUAUUGAACUGAAUUAAUUUUCUAAAA